Periconia digitata is the source of this 468-nucleotide messenger RNA. Lineage: Eukaryota; Fungi; Ascomycota; Dothideomycetes; Pleosporales; Periconiaceae. The record is from the annotation of a GenBank genome assembly.
AUGGAGGACACUAAAAUGGAAAUCGACCAACCUGAUCGCCCGCAGGUUGACCCUAAGGCUGGCGAGGCGCGCACACAAGCUGGCGCAACCGCUGUACGCUCAAUCGAAGGAUGGAUAAUUAUUGUCACCAACGUACACGAGGAGGCCACAGAGGAGGACUUGCAGGAUAUGUUUGGCGAAUUCGGAUCCAUCAAGAACUUGCAUAUGAAUUUGGAUCGGCGAACGGGUUACGUUAAGGGUUAUGUUCUGAUCGAGUAUCCAACUCUCGAAGAAGCCAAGGCUGCCAUUCAGGGUGCCCACGGUCAACAGCUACUCGAGCAGGAGGUUGUCGUCGAUUUCGCGUUUGUGCGGCCGCCACCGCCUGGAAAAGGUCGUGGAGCUGGACGUGAUAAUGAACGCAAGGGUGGGGGACGUGGAAGGAACAGGAGCAGAAGCCCCGGGAAGGACGCUGAUGAGAUGGACGAUUGA